Elephantulus edwardii (Cape elephant shrew) is the source of this 2025-nucleotide messenger RNA. RefSeq names its product chromosome unknown open reading frame, human C19orf55 (gene PROSER3). The transcript is spliced from 11 exons. Bases 1 to 2025 code for a protein of 674 amino acids. Lineage: Eukaryota; Metazoa; Chordata; Mammalia; Macroscelidea; Macroscelididae. The record is from RefSeq and is a predicted model, not a curated record.
AUGGUAGCCAGGCUGGACUUUCAGGAGGACAUGGAGCAGACCCUACCCCCACCCUCGAAAAGGCUCGGACCCAGCCCCUCGAAAGGGGAGGGGCUGAUUGCUAAGCGACAAGGAUGCGCUCGAGGUUUGCUGGCGGAAGAAGCUGAGCUGGCGGAAGCACCGUGGUGGACGCGGGAUAGACGGAAGGCCUGGUCCCUGAUAGCCGGGCUGCCAUUGGUUCCCAAAGCUCUACCUACAGCUUCCAACUCCCCUGAGCUGUUGGAGGAGUCCAGGCCAUCCAGUUCAGAAACCUCUUUCCCAGCCAGCACCUCUCAGGGACAGAUGAUUUCCCCACUACCCACACCAGUGCCAUUUGACAGCGAGGACUCCGUGGUGGCAAAGUACAUAAACCGGUUCCGUCAGGCUCCGCCCACAAGCCAAGAGGAGCGCCAUCUUGCAGGCCUAACCCCAGCCGACUUUUGGUGGCUAAGGUCCGAGUCUCCAGUUCCCAGUGGUCAACUCACAGCAGGGACCAAGAAACAGGAAAGAAGACCCAGCAAAACAGUCCCAACUCCUGACAAGGUGACCAGCAUAUCCCAGGCUAUGGACCCCCUUCAGGAAAGAAAGAGCCUCAACACAUGGGAGUCUCCCCUGCUGGACCUGGAGACGCUGAGCCUGCAGAGCAGAGCAGCCAGAAUGCUGAAACGCAGCAAGGCCUUGAUCUCCUCCUCCCUUAGCCCGAGUGAUACCAGCAGUGCCUCCUUCCCUGUUAGUUCUGAAGACCUCUCACCCCUCUCCGGGACCUUUACCCCCGGCUCUAGCCAGGACACUGGUCCCAGGGCACCCGCAGCCCCCACCGCCGCAGCAGCCCCUACUCUGGCACCAGCCUCCACCCCAGUUCUGGCUCCAGUUUCCUCGAGGGCACCCCUGCGACCAGAAGAUGAUAUUUUGUACCAGUGGCGACAGAGGAGAAAACUUGAACAGGCUCAAGGGAGCAAGGGUGAUGGACCCUGGGUUUUGUCCAAAACCCCAGUGCUCACCAUGCCGACCACUCCUGCACCUCCGGAGACCCUUGGUCCCCUUGGGACUCCCCCUAAUUGUGCCCCUCAGUGGGGCAGUGGGGCCCAGCUGCUUCCUGCAGAGGCAUUCAGUGUGAUGAGGGCCCCUGGUCCCCCGGGGCCCUCUCCACACAUGCUCUGGGCUCCUGUCCCCCACGGGUUCUUCUGGGCCCCCCAGCCUAGCCCCCACCCCUGGGUACCACUUGCAGCCAUUUCUUCAACUCCAGCACCCUCCACAAUCCGCCCAAACCAGCCAGUCCCAGUGCCCUGGAAUUCCGCCCAGGCCAAUAGGCAAGAACCUAAGCCUUGGAGAGGUAGAACCCUAUGCCAGGAACCUGCUGGGCAGCGGGGGGCCACUUCUAGCCAGGAACCUGAAUCACAGCUCAGAGGCGCCUUGGGCGAAGUAGUGCUGGCCCGGCUAUUCCCGGACACCUUGGAGGACACGCCCCCUCUCCGGGAGGCCUCGCCUCGGCCCCGGGUUGAUAAUGUGAAGGAGAAGGUCCAGUCUCCUUGCACAGAGGCCGGGUCCCCUUCCAAAACACUGUUUUCUUCUGCUGAGAACUCUGGUCAGUCGAAGACCAAGCCUAGGAAAACCAGAGCUCCGCCCAGCCAAGCAGAGGCAGAGCCGGGGAAGCAAAAAUCCGUACAGUCAGCGGCUGUCACAGAGCCUCCCCAGGCCCCGCCCCCUCGACUGGAGGUGGGGUCUCGCCAGGCUUUGUCCGAGGCCACGCCCGCCGCUGUCGGUGCUGCUCCGGAGGACCUGCUCUCCCAGGCAGCGCGCCUCCUGGAGGCAGCUGAAGAUUCGGAUGGCAGUGAGUUCCAGGACGACCCUGUGCUGCAGGUGUUAAGGGCGCAGAGGGAGGAACUGCAGCGACAGAAAAGGAAAGUGGAUUCUAGAUUAUCCUACUUACUGGACCAAAUCAAGGACGGAGAACCUUGGUCCCCUGCCAAGGAGCCGCUACCCAGAUCCCCACGGAAACUGCUGUGA